AUGUCCCGGUCGAGCUUGGCAAAGAAGCUUCACCUAGCUAAGGCCUGGAAGAGCUUCAACCUCGCGUUCCAAUCCAAACUUCACAAGCUCAAGACCUCCAAAGUCAUCACAACCACCACUCUGCGCCUCCGAGCCCUGCGCACCUUUCGCUUCCUUUUCCCCUUCAAGCGGCACCCUCUCCCUAGACCCUCCUACACCUACAGCCAACAUUACCAUUACAGCCGUCACAACCACAGCCAGUCCCAUAAGAUGAACUUCGCUGCUAUACACAUAGACGAGCUCUUUGAGGGGCCUGCUGCCUCGGUGAACAGAAGCACUCUGCACGCGCGCGCAGAAACAAGUAAAGGUAAACAAGUGAUUGACGACGAAAGGAGUUUGCCCAAAAGGAGCAAGAGCAUACACAGUGUUGAGGACGCAUGGGAAGCGGUCAUUGCUUCGUCGCCACAACUGCGAAAUGUGGAUGAAAGGGCGGAGGAGUUCAUCUCCAAGUUUCGCGAAGAUAUGAAGCUCCAGAAGGAGAGGUCUUUCCAGGAGAUGUUGGAGCGCAGUGCCUAA
This is a messenger RNA of Juglans regia (Persian walnut), 555 nucleotides long. RefSeq lists its product as uncharacterized. The record is from RefSeq and is a predicted model, not a curated record. The transcript has a single exon. Bases 1 to 555 code for a protein of 184 amino acids. NCBI's taxonomy places the organism in Eukaryota, Viridiplantae, Streptophyta, Magnoliopsida, Fagales, Juglandaceae.